CGAAUCUUUACAAAAAUAGUGAAAAAAUAAUUUGAUUAAACGUCCACCUUGACAAGCGAACUUGGAGUCGGAUCUCUUUAUCAGGUAACGCUGCGUAAUAAAAUAAAACUAAUUGUUUUGUUAGAUAAUUUACAUUUAACACACUUAUAUCCAUUGUUUAAAGCAGAUAAGCGGAUCUUCACCCUUAAAUUAUCCUCACGAAAAUAUUCAAACCAUAACAUAAGUUCUGGUUGAUACAUUGUGCGGGCAUAAAGGAUUUUAUUGGAUCAUUUAAAAGUAACUUACCAAAAAUUGCAGUGCGGCUGUUGCUGGGCGCGAACAGUAGAAGUGACUUUAAAACGGUCUCCAUAAGUGUAGUCGCAAACUGCAAAGCUGAGUGGUGUAAUUCAAUUUUAAUCAUGCCAACUGACGUAAAAGCUUUUGUAAAAGAUUUCCUGGCCGGUGGCGUUUCCGCGGCAAUUGCCAAAACGGCUGUGGCCCCUAUAGAGCGCGUAAAACUUCUUUUACAAGUACAGGAAGCCAGUAAGCAAAUUGAUCCCGCCCAACGUUACAAAGGUAUGAUUGACUGCUUCAUUCGAAUUCCUAGAGAGCAAGGAGUAUUGAGUUAUUGGCGCGGCAAUUUUGCAAACGUUCUCAGAUAUUUUCCAACACAGGCAUUGAAUUUUGCAUUCAAAGAUGUCUAUAAAAAAAUCUUUUUGGGCGGCGUUGAUAAAAAAGAACAGUUUUGGAGAUAUUUUGGUGGAAAUUUGGCAUCAGGUGGUGCAGCAGGUGCCACAUCUCUUUGUUUUGUUUAUCCCUUGGAUUAUGCUAGAACUCGUUUGGGAGCUGACAUCGGAAAAGGCAUGACUGAAAGGCAAUACUUAGGUCUGGUUGAUUGUGUGGUCAAAACUUUCAAAUCAGAUGGAGCUCUUGGUUUAUAUAGAGGAUUCAUUGUUUCUGUUCAGGGGAUUAUAAUAUACAGAGCUGCUUAUUUUGGUUGUUAUGAUACAAUCAAAGGUAUGAUGCCUGACCCAAAAAAGACUCCAGUGCUUAUUUCCUUUAUCAUUGCACAGACAGUAACAACUAUCUCUGGAUUGGCUUGCUAUCCAUUUGAUACUGUGAGAAGGCGCAUGAUGAUGCAAUCAGGGCUGGGAAAACAAAUGAUUUAUAAAAAUACAGCCGAUUGUUGGGCCAAAAUUUUAAAAGAGGAAGGGGCUGCUGCCUUUUUUAAAGGAGGUUUAUCCAAUGUCUUCCGAGGUAUUGGUGGUGCUCUGGUGCUCGUUUUCUAUGAUGAAAUUAAAGCAAUUAUAUAAAUUAUUUUAGUUAUCAAAGAGUCAACUUGUUUAAUAAUACACAUUACUUAUCCUUAAAACUUUAAAACUGUUGAAUUUUGCAAUAAAAUGUG
Cylas formicarius (sweet potato weevil) is the source of this 1384-nucleotide messenger RNA. RefSeq names its product ADP,ATP carrier protein 1-like. Gene Ontology annotation, molecular function: ATP:ADP antiporter activity. Gene Ontology annotation, cellular component: mitochondrial inner membrane. Bases 399 to 1292 code for a protein of 297 amino acids. Gene Ontology annotation, biological process: mitochondrial ADP transmembrane transport; mitochondrial ATP transmembrane transport. The record is from RefSeq and is a predicted model, not a curated record. NCBI's taxonomy places the organism in Eukaryota, Metazoa, Arthropoda, Insecta, Coleoptera, Brentidae. The transcript has 4 exons.